UCCAUAGGAUAGCCUUAUUACUCUGCUAAAUACUUGUCCUCAAUAGUCUCUGCGCCAAGGUGGUACACGGAGCUAGAUACUUUGGCAAAAUAUUUCCCGGCGUACGACUUGUGGUCCUAGGAUAUUUUCUCUGACAUCGACCGCCUCAUCUGGUAACCUUGCUUUAGCACCACGAGCUCUCCAUCCUUUACCUUUUCACGUAAUGCUUAGGUGCCUGUCAGUAUUUUCUUGUUUGGCCUCCCUACUCUUCCGUCGGCGCGGGUCGGCAAGUGCCGAAGUAUAAAACCAGCACUACCAAAGCCUGGCUGUCUGAGCGUCCCUAUGACCUGGUGCAUACGGCGGUUGCUUUAGCGGCGUGGGGUUAUGUCGCUUAGUCGCCGUUGAACGCUCGAGCUGUCUCCCUGGCGUCAAUUUACAGAUUGCUGACUAGAUGGUCUUUUGGGAUCCGGACGCGUUGGGAAGGUUUGGAGUUGGCAACUAACCGCGCGAGGGACCAACUUACGGCGUCCGUUCUUGCGUCGUGCGCCGCUUGCAGCCGCGGGAGCAUACCUAAAAUUCCACAAGGUAAAAUCCACCUAUAUGGAGCCGGAAGUUGCAGAGGAGGAGCACCACGACGUAAGAUGUCUACCAAUCUCACGGCAGCAGCGAUACAACCCAGCUUCAGAUGCGCCAGCGGGACCACAACUGCCCCUCUCAACCGGCUACCUACCGCUGCCCGGAGCCCGACCAGAGGGCGCGGUGUCGCGACCCCAGCCCGCGGACCCGCACCAGCACCAACACCAGCAGCAGCAGGCUCGCCUGAUCGCCCACUUGGUACAAGCGCAAGCGCAGGCUCAGCGCAGCGAGGGUGAGGACGCGGCCACCGCGGCUGCCCGCGCCAUCCUCGCCCUGCUGGGCCCCUCCCUGGCCGCCGCAGCCGCCCUGCAGCUCUCCCUGCCGCCUCCCUUCCAGACACGCACUGAGCGCGGACCCGAGGGCGCGGCUGCCUCCCCGCCCCGCGCCGGGGAGGGCGGUGGUGUGGGGGCUGAUGCGAGCCAGGUUGCGGAGCGGGACGCCUGUGGGGGUCUGCUGGAGGGCUGCCGGUCCUGCGGCCCCUGCUCCCACCAGGCAGUGCCUCGCCCCGCCAAGCAGCGCCUGCAGCAGCCCUCCCCGGACCCCCUCAGACAGCUGCAGCUGCCCUCCCAACAGAAACCACCGCCGCACCAGCAGCCACCACAACCACCGCAGGAUCAGGACCCCGACCAGCCACCUCAGCAGGGGCCGCAGCACCCAGGAUCCGCCUCACCGCAUGCCGCCCCGGCCCCUCCGGGGCUGUCCGCCGCCGCCGCCGCCGCCGUGAUGGCAGCCGCCUGGCAGGCCUCCGUGGGGGCGGCGGCGGCGGCAGCGGCGGCAGGCGCCUCCGCUGCGGCUCCGCCAGCAGGUCUGGCGGCCCUGCCCGCCGGCCUCAGCCCGGCCAUCUGGGCCGCACUGGCGCCCGCCGCCGUCGGUCCGCUGGGGCAGUUGGGGCAGCUUGCUGGGCUGCUGCUGCCGCCGCAGGAGCUAGGCGGGAGCGCAGAGGAGGCGGUGCAGCCGCAGCAGCAGCCGUCGUUGCGUGGUCCGCCUCGUCCUACGAGCCCGGAGCAGCAGGAGGGGGAGCCGCGGGGGCAGGGGCAGGAGGAGGGGCCGGCAUUGAGUUCGGGCGGCAGUGGCAGCGGCAGCGGCAGUGGCAGCGAGGGAGCUGGCAGUGGUAUGAGCGGUGGGGGCGGGUGCGGCGCUGUGCAGCGGAGGUCCUGCAGUGGAGGUGGCGGGCACAGAGGGGCGGAACCGGGACAGGGGCGGCGAUCUGGAGGUGGUGGCGGGCGGACUGCGCCAGCACCGGGCAAGCUGGGCGGGAGCGGCUCGCAGCCCGCCGCACCGCACCUGCAGCGCCGCCGGGCAUCCGAGGCUGGACGAAUGCGCAAUGCGGCAGCAGCAGCAGCGGUGGCGGGUCUGGAGCUGCGUCGUCAGGCCGCAGACCCGCCCGGGGCCGCUGGUGGGGGGGACGCUGACGCCGACGGGGACAGUGUCAUGCGCGAGGCGGGAAGUGAGGCCGAGGCAGCCGAGCAGCAGCCGCAGCCGCCGCCAGCUGCUGCCGAUGGUCCGUCUCACGGCUCGCAGGCGGACCCAGCGCAACCCACCACACGUCUCUCCCUGGUUCGACUACAGCCGCCCAGCCGGGGGGAUGCGCCGGCUGCGGGAUCCACUCCGCGCUCCCGGGCGCCCGGCGGCGUGCGUACGGCAGUCACGGCGGCGGCGGCGGAGCGCGACAGUGGGCGGGGCGCGUACAGCAGCGUGGGGUCGGGGGGGCCUGGAGUGGCGGGUGGGUCCGGCAGCGGGUCCGCGGCGCUGGCGGAGGUGUCGGAGGCGGCGGAGGGGGCCACUGCGGGCACCUCGGUAGUGCACCCGCUGCAGCUGCAGCAGCAGAAGGGCGGCGGAGGUGUUGGUGGCGGCGGUCAGAAGCGCGGGCUGCCGGGUACGGCACGGCGGCCAACAGGCAGCGGCGGCGGAGGCGGCGGCACACCUGGCGACGGUGGCGGCGGCAGCAACUAUGGCGAGUGCGACGGCGGUGACGGCCGAGCCGGCGGGCCCAAGGUACGACACCUGGGCUCGCCCGCCCACCUCCGGCCGCCCAGCGGCGGCGGCGGCGGUGUUGCGGCGGGGCCGCCCGCCGGCCUCCGGAGCGGCCUCCUAGGUCCCAGCCGCCUCGGUCCCCGCGCCCCUCCUCCCGGCACCCGGCCGCAUUCACCCCUCCCGCAGCUGCGGCCGCAUGAGCCCCCGCCGGACCUUCGCGUCCAACCUCAUCCCGGAAAGACAACCCAGCCGCAGCAGCAGCUGCAGUACGACAGCCCCGAGUACGGCAUGGAGGAGUCCCCGGGUACGGCAGAGGCAGAUGCUGACGCGGAUGAUGAUCCCAUGGUUGACGCGGCGAAUGUGAUGGAUACGACGGAGGCGGCGGCGGAGGCUGCGGCGACGGAAGCGGCACGUGAGAUGAUGGGGGCCGGGGGCGGUGCGGAGGGAGCCGGAAGCCGCAGCGGCGACGAGGGCAGUCGCAGCAGCCACUGCGGCGAUUCCGACGGCGGCCGAGGAGAGGGGCGCGCUAGCGGCGGCGGGCAUAGCGGAGGAGGCAGCGGCGGCGGCAGUGAUGGAGAUCGCAGCGGCGGCGACGGAAGCGGCGGCGACGGCAGUGGCGCUGACGGCAGCGGUGGUGACGGCAGCGGCGACGGCAGCGGCGCCAGUCGCUACACGGUGGGGGUUGGCGCGAGCGGCGCCGCAGGGGUUCCGCUUCGCACGGGAGGGGAGGCCGGUGCGCACCCCCAUGCGUCCCCCCUGCAGGCGCCGCGGCUGAAGGCUUCUGCAGGCGGUUCCGCUGCCGCCGAUCUGUCGCCGCCGCUGCGGCCACCUCGCAGCGCCGCCGGGGCUGCCCCGGACAGCGCCGCCGCCGCCGCCACCACCGCCACCUCAAACGCAUCCCGAGCCGCCGCCGCCGCAGCUGGCCCCUCUGGCCGCUUCAAGGCUGCCGCAAUGACGCCGCAUCGCUACCCACCGCUUCCCAGGCAGCUCCCGAGCAGCGGCGGAACCAGGCCGGCAGCAACGGACGGCGGGGACGACGGCAGCGGAAGCGCUCAUACGGCGCUAGCCGGCAGUGAACAGGGGCCGCUGCUGAGCCGGGGCUCACUGCAGCCGCCGCCGGCCUCCCUGCUUCGCGGCGGCAGUGGUCCGGGUGCUGCUGCUGCCGGCGGCGGCGGAGGCCCUGCAGGCGACGCAGCAGCAGCCGCCGGUGGCGGCGGCGGCGGCGCAGCUAGCGCGGCCGCCCUCCUGCACUCCACCGCCGGAGCCAGCAGCGGCGUGUUCGGUGGUUGCUUCGGCGACGGGAGCGGCGGCGGCGGUUGCACUCGCGGCCCCAGGCGCCCCCGGCUGCUGUGGACGCACGAGCUGCACUGCCGCUUCAUGGCUGUGGUGGCGCAGCUGGGCGUGGAAACGGCGGUUCCCAAGAACAUCCUGCAGCUGAUGGGCGUGGAGGGGCUCACGCGCGAGAACGUGGCCAGCCACCUGCAGAAGUACCGCCUCUACCUGCGCCGGCUGGCGGGCGUGUCGGCCAGCAGCGCCAUCCCGCCCCACCUGCUGGACGGGGUGCAGCUGCAGGCCAUGCGGCAGCACAUGCUGAAGCACCAGCAGCAGCUGAGUCAGGCGGCGGCGCUGCAGGCGAUCAAGCCGCAGUUGGCGGAGGGGGCAGCUCAGGCGGCGGGAGGCGAGCAGGCGCAGGGGUCAGAGGCACUGGCGACGGCCUCUGCAAGUCCCUCCCAGCAGGGCCAACAGCAGCAGCAACAGCAGCAGCACAAUAACCAGGCAGCCGCCGCCGCAGCAGCAGCGGUGGCGGCAGCUGGACUGGGGCUGGGACUGCAGCUGGGAGGGGUGGGGCAGCCGUUCGGUUUCGGUCUCUCGCCGCAUUUGCAGCUGGCGGGGCUGGGCGGGGGAGCGGGCGGUAGCCCAGCUGUCCUCGCAGCCGCCUCGCAGGGCGCCGUCGCCGGUCUGGGUUUUCCCCUGGCCAGCCCCUUCGACACCUCCGCAGCUGGCGUGGCCGGCUUCGCGGGCCUGCAGGGCCUAGCCAGGGGGGGGCCCAUGCCGGGGCAGGGCGGGGGGGCCGCCGACGCCGGGUUACUGGGUGCUGCGGCUCCCUCAGCUGUCAUGCAAUCCGCCGGGGCCGACCCUGGAGCCCUGUCCGGCUCCCUGGGGGGCAGCAGCGGGGGCCUGCCCGAGCAGCAGCAGCAGAUGAACCACGGGUCGGCGGCUGCGGCUCUGAGCCUGCAGCAGCUGCAGCAGUGGCAGGCGCAGCAGCAGCAGCUGGCGGCGCUCAUGGCGCUGGCGCAGAGCCAGCAGCAGCAACAGCAGCUGCUGCUGCAGUUCCAAUUGCAGCAGCAGCAAUGGCAGCAGCAGCUGCAGCAGUGGCAGCUGCAACAGCAGCUAGCGCAGGGCUUCCCCGCAGGGCCUCCCCCAGGUGCCGCCUUCCCGCCUCCCUCGCAUGGACGCCCGUCAGACCUGGGCGCUGCUGCUGCUGCCGCUGCCUCCGAGGGGGCUGCUGCUGCUGCCGCUGCGCUCGGGCAGCAGCCGCAUCAGCUACUGCAUGGCUCCCUCGCCUCCCUAACUGCCCUGCACCAACAUCAGCAACAACAACACCAGCAGCAGCAGCAGCAGGAGCAGCUGUACGGCACAAACCACCCCAACGACGCCCUCCGGCAGCAGCUGAGCGCCAAUGCCGCAUCCGCAGCCGCUGAGGCGCCCCGCCCGCCGCCCCCUGACGCCGCCUCUGCCCCGCUGUCCGCCUCCCAACCAGCGCUGUACGGCCUACUCGCACUGGGUCUGGGCGGAGGGGAUGCAGGCGGGCCCCAGGCUGCCACCCUGGAGCAGCAGCAGCAGCAGCAGAUGGCUGCCGCUGGCGGUGCGGGCAUGGGUGCGUAUGGGGGACUCGGGCUGGGGCUGCUGGGGGGUGCGGCCGGCGGCUCCGGACUGGGGGCCUUCGGAGGUGGAGGAGGUGGCGGAGGUGCUGCUGCCGGCGGCCCCGAGCAGGCAGCUGUGCUUCAGCAGCUGUAUGCCCUUCAGCAGCAGCAACAGCAGCAACAACAGGUGCAGCAGGUGCAGUAUCUGCUGCAACAACAGCAGCAACAACAGCAGCAAGCGCAAGGGACCUUCGCUCUCGGCGGGUUGCAGGGCCUACCGGGGCUGUCAGUGGGUGGCGGGGUUCUGGGACCGGGGGGCCUGCCGGCGUCUGCGUUCGCAACCGCGCAGCUGCCGCAGCACCCGCACUCGCAGCAGGGCUUGCUGCUGGCGUCUCCGCAGCUGCCCGCCCCUGCACCGGCACAGCAGCAGCAGCAGCAGCAUGCAAGGGCUGCAGGGGGGGACCAGUCGGGAGCUGCAUGGGGCCUGGGCUCCGGAGUGGGUCAGGGUCUGGGGCUGAGCGGCGCCGGGGGCGCUGCCGCCGGGGUGCUGCCGUACACGCUCGGGGGCGGCGGCGGCAGCGGCGGCUGGGGCCAGCCCGCUGCGCUGCCGCCGUACGGCAUGUCGUCGCCUCCGCCACCUCCGCCGCUAGGUUCCGCGGAGCUGCAGCCGCAGCACCGGCUGGCGGGGGAGGCGGCGCAGCAGCAGCAGCCACCUGCAGGGGGACUGCUGCGGCCCAAGCCGCAUGUGCGCAGCAGCGGGGAAGCGCUCGCCGAGGGUUUGAGGAGCGUGUUCGCUCGGCCCAUCGGGGGCCGCGGCGGCGGAACCGGCAGCAGUGGCGGCGCCUCCGGUGGCGCUGGCGGCGGCGGCGGCUCCUCUAGUGGCAGCGGCAGUGCGGGGGGUGGCGACGGCGGUGACGGCGGCGCCCCCGAGGCCCUGAGCAGCGGUUCCCUAGACUUCCAGUUGCCUCACCUGGCGCAGCUGCUGCAGCCCCCUGGGGGGGGUGGAGGGGGGGCGGGGGCGGGGGGUGGCGGGGGGCACUGCACGGCUAGCUACAUGAUGGGGUGAGGGACGGGGUUGCUGCCUUCGCAUGGGUGGAUAGGUGUGAGGUGGUUUGCGAGUCUGCGGCGGCUGGAGCUGGAUGUUCCGGGGGGCGGGGGGUUGUAAGUGGCGCCGGCAAGCGCAUGCGUGUUGCCUUGCAGUGGAUAGCAGAUGUGGCCAGCAUAGAUGAAGGCGUGGAGGGUGGGGGGUCAGCCCAGGAGGUCUGGACGGGGGUGGGGGGGGCACACGGGCCUGUGAGGGAAGCAUGCAAACGCAUACGCACAUGCAAGAUAGCCUCACCUGGUGCGGGUGACUAGUACCUUUAGCUGAUUAGGAACGGCCCUGGCACGCCAUGCGACGUCCUGCUGGGCCACUAGGUUGCUUGGAGGAGUUACGUUGCUAGUAGGGCGCGUGUCCCGGUUGGGAACGAUAGACCUUUAGAUCCUACUGCACCGUACGGUGGGGGGGGACCUCGGUCCCCGCUUGCAUGCACCCACGCUGCUUCACUGCAGCCCUCACUUCGCUACAUACAUUGACAUGUAUGUCGAGUCGGGCAAAGGACGGGAGCGCAUAUCGUCUGCAUGAGAGGUUGAGCAGUGGAGGGAGUCAGGACUCAGGAGGGGCGCGCCACACACAGGGCGACAGCAUUGCCAGUCCCGGCCCGGCGUCGUUAGGGGUGCGCAGCAGUUUGGAGGGGUGCAACGUGACACGUGCGUUGGUCAGGGAGCGCGAGACGAGGGCGGCAAUCAGCUGGUGUGGCAGGUACUGGUACCCGACAAGUGUCGAAGAGGGAAGCGAAGAUGGUCGGUACAUCAUUGGUGUGAAGGACGGUGUCGUACUGCGGCCGAUGCAUGGGGUUAUCGUACCUUCGGUGCUGCGGGUGGUGGUGCCCUGUUACCGUACACAGAGUGAUACCGAGCAGCAGGGAACCGUGAGAGGUCUGAGGACCGUUGUGGCGAGGAGGGAGUGCGGAGGCGCAUGGACUGCGGUCCCCACAGAGCGAGGAGCAUGAGCGUCACAAAUAAGCGUCCCUUCUUUCCUGGUUUUGACGCCCAGGUCCGUCCGUGUUAUUGAACACACUGAGCUCUGUGUAUGCGUUUUUUUUCCCGAUGUGGACUGUUACAGAGGAAGGACAGGAAGACCACCAAGAAACCAGCGUGUGUUUUGAGAAGGCUGUUUGGUUUGCGUUGCUGGUGUUGGUUGUUCACCUCGAGGCAGCAAGGCGAGUGUGCUGCGCAGUCCGUUUGCUUUGCAGCUUGACACUGAGCGGUGCGGAGCGAUGGUUGGUGGCGUGAGGCCCCCGGAAGAGGUGUGGAGGGUCGAGGUGUGAGGUCGCUGGUGGUAGGAGAGUAGACGGGGUGCCCCGAUGUGGCAGCAGGCGCCAGCAGGCUGCGGGCGAGGUGUGUGAAGAAGAUUUGGCCGCGAGGAGGGGACGUACUGGAUGGCUCCGAGGGGAGAGGUCGGAGCGCAUUGAAGGAGCGAAAGUGGACACGAGGGUUUCAUUUGGUGGUUGGUUGGUUUGUGGUGACGUAGUGGUGGUCGCGUUGUGAGCUGAUGACUCCCUGGAUUCCUUCGUGGCACCUCUUUCAUGGUAGAGUGGCGGACAGCGCCUUUUAUGUUUCAUUGUUGGACAGCGGAGACGCGCGAGUCGCAGAUUGCUCGGGUCGAUGGUCUAUAUUUCUAUACUACGUUAUCUGAGUUUGGUAUGUUUGGUAUUCGAGUUUGAAAUGGCACGCGAGUCAAAAGUACUUAUCCAGUGGGUGUGUGUUUAUGUCAUGUUGUGUCGUGUUUGAGGUCUGUGACCGUUUUUCGGCCUGCCUUGAUUGAGACGUUUGUGACAGCUGUGGCGUUUCAAUAAAAUGUUGGAAACAGAGUUUUGCGACUGGUGAAGUCUGGAGUGUCAUGUAAGACCGGCAACAUUAGGGUUUGUGUGUGCGAGUGCGGGAACCUGUCGUACAGGCACAUUCACUUUUCGUACGGGAGUGGGAGUUGUCAGAGGAGGAGCAUUGAGCGAAUGGUGUUGCCGCGAAAGAAUUGCAUAUGAGUGUGGGCGGCCGGCUCGGCGCUCUGCUUUUGCGUUUUUAUUUCGUUAUGUGUACGGCUGUUGUGUUUGCGUUUAGCCCACACGCGUGUGGACUUUCGCUGUUUCCCCGCAUCCCACCUUCCCCUCCUUCACAUCUGCACGCGGUGCGGCUUGUAACGAGUGGGUCACACCGCCGAGCAGCGGCUGCAUGUCAUGGGGGCAGGCAAGCGGUUGACCAUGCGAACGGACCCAGGCCAGCGGGAGGUAAUGGAGCCUUUGACAACCACGCCACCGCCAUUUCUGAUUGAGCAGGCAUUAAUGAACCCAAUGCCUGGGACCAAACACCACCCCAACUUCCAAGCAACAACGUUACAAGGCCGCAGCAACCUGUGGCCAUAACCCCGACCUUGCGUGUGGGAGGAGGCUCACGCACACCGGUACACUCACUAUGAACCAGGUUGCAGUUUGCAGCGCCACCCACGGUUGCGUUGGUGGCGCUGCGGCAUCAAGUUGCGGUCCGAACAUCCGACGGGCAAACCCCCGUGUA
Molecule: messenger RNA, 9062 nt
Organism: Astrephomene gubernaculifera
Lineage: Eukaryota; Viridiplantae; Chlorophyta; Chlorophyceae; Chlamydomonadales; Astrephomenaceae
Source: the annotation of a GenBank genome assembly